AUAUUCACAGUAGUAAAGGGUAGGUGGGCGGGGCAUAUGUUAAAACAAAAGGUGUGCCUCAAGUCAAAAUGACCAAAUGAGGUGUCCACCCCGAGACGAAAGGGUGACGUCACUUUCCGAGGGCGGGGUCGUGUCGGUAGACUGGCACAUCAUCAUCAUGCAGGAUACAUUGUUGCGGCUGCAAUGAUGUACGAGGACGAAUAAGAAGAGGCGCUGCAGGUACAGCGAGAGAUUAUUCUAUUUCACACGUUUCCCCAUAAACCCUGUUUCUCCCAUAAUGUCGGGCGGGGAUCUUCGCGUUCUUCGCCAAGAGCCAGGGCAGGAGAGCCCGAGGAUGCCGGCCUGGAAACGCGAGAUCCUUGAGCGGAGAAAGGCGAAGGGCGGCGGGUCCGGAGCAGGUGCCGAGUCCGUCUCAUCUCGACUUAACGGCGAGGUAACGGCCAGCAAAAGCAAGGAUGAUAUUACCAGCGCACAUUCUAGCAGGAACUAUACCAUUACUGCUGCCAAGCGCGCGACCAAAAGCCCGGAUCUGUCACCGGUGAAAACAAAAGAGCAUUGGCCAUCCACGGACUCGUACGACUUGGAGGAGAGAACAGCAAGAGACAGCGGAGGGCAAGAGAGCUUGGUGCUGCAGGAGAGCUUGGGUCCUCUGCAGGAAAACCCAUUCAUUAAACUGGAGAAAGAACGCAAGAAGCGUCAGAGCCAAGAGAACGCCGCGCGACCCGUUCAGCACAUCCUCGAGUUAUAUGGCAGCGUUCCCGGGAUACGGACUAUACGCGCUGAGAAUAUCAUCAUCAUUGAAUCCGACCCUGAGUAUUUUCCGGAAGGAUGUGGUUUGAAGCACGCAUCGAAACUGCAGCAGAACGGCACGGUGAGUGGAUAUAGCUCUCUCAAUGACCUUUUGGAUCGAAGAGGUAGUCCGGUUACGGAGAUACGCGCGAAGGAAGUAGUAAUUUACGAUACUGCGCUUAGUAAAAGCGAGGAAAACCUCAGCACGCUGGGACGACCGGCUUCCGCUCCGCCAGAGGGGCAAGGGAGGGUGAGUCGCAUGCUACAGAAAUUUGACAGGAAUUAUGGCAAGUUGCAGCCCAAAUCGCGCAGCACAGAAAACCUCCUGGACUUGGACCCUACUCCUGUCAGGCCAAGCUCCAGACCCAAGCCAGAUGUGGUGCCAAAAUGCCCAGUGUCUCCGCAACCCGGCUCUCCACGCAGCAAAGUCUUCCAAAACGCCCAGUCUACCGUAGUCAAUCAUCUUGCCUCUCCUUGUGACUCAGGGAGCAGUACGCCUGUUUCCGGAUCCCCUCAGUUAGUGUCUUCUGCACGUAGACGUUUUGAGGGGAGUGGGGGACGAAGUGUCACUGUGCAUCCCAAGGAGGACGCUGAGAUGUCCCCGUCCAAGCCUGUUAGAGAACGGGACUGGGACAGCACAGAUGGGGCCUCCAAAGCCAAGGUGCCAUGCUCCCCAGAGAGCCACCGUGCCCGUGCCGACUGUACUCCUAGCCCCACGUCACCCCCCUUAUCGCCCAGCUUUGAGAUCCGUCCUUCCCCUCGGCCGGAUCUUUCUCUCCUUCCGGCCGGUGAUCUACAGGCCCGUGCGCUCGCCAACUUGCGUCUUCAGUCUCGCAAUUCCUUCACCGUCAUUCCCAAGAGUCGUGCGGCCAUCUCGUCACCUGGCAGCACCGCCCCGUCCAGCCCUGUCCUUUCCCCCCCAUCCCCACGACCCCUGGUGGGUGUGGCAACUUCAGAGCCCGCUGUGCCAACCCCCUCACCUACUUCUUUCACACCCUUCGGACCAAAGCUUACAGAGAAGGUGACCAUAGAAGCCAAAAUAGGGUCUCCGCAGCACACCCCACCUGCCACACCAACCUCCCCAACCCCAGCUUCUCCACCCUCAAUUGGCUCACCUGUCAAAUCAGUCUCACCUCCGGAGGAACCUCCAGCUGAUAAGCUGCCCAUCACGAACAUUGAUGACGUAGUCGUGGAGCCCAUGCCGCCCAUCCUGAGCCCUGCAGUGCAGAGGCGCAAAGGGAAUACAUUUACAGUUGUUCCAAAACGGAGGCCCGAGGCCCAGACUGACCCUUCUGAGACCCCGGAGGUUGUCACUGAAUCUCCGAGCACACCACAAGCCCCUUAUGCCCAUCUGGGCACCCUGAUUAAAAAGCGUUACCCUGCUGCAGAAGAGAUAGAGGUCAUUGGGGGCUACCUUUCCCUUGGGCGAUCUUGCCUCUCGAAGACUGGCUCAACAGGAAAAAAGUUAAAAAUAUCCUUCAACGAGUCCAGCCUACAGAGCACAUUUGAAUACCCAUCCGAGAACAGCGUGUGGGACAGCGGAGAGGAAGAGGAGGAAGGAGAGGAAAAAAGAGGAGAAGAUGAUGGAGGGGUCAUUCCAGGGAGGAUAAGCAUUCCUCGUGCCAGCUACACCAGCUCACCCACUCUCUCCAACAACACCACGGAUCUGUCCAAUUAUACACCCAAACACUCAGUGGAGUUUAACGCCUGGCAAGAACACAAGCUCGAUGAGUCUGCUCACCGGGGGGAAGAUACUUCAGAGAGUACAGAGGAGGUCAUGCUGACACCUGCUGAUAGCUCCUCUCUGUCAGACUUCAGCAGUGAACCAGCCCUCUACUUCUAAACCUUCCAGACGUCGGGAAGAUACGGGACCAACCACUGCCUGCCAGCACCAGCCUGGACGCAAAGAAACAACUUCCAGAACAAUGGGACCAGUAGCAACCAGCACGUAAACGUACAUUUCGUAUUCUGUGGCCGUACGCCAUCAGCGUCGACAGCAGGACUUUCCUCAUCGCUGAUCCACGUAGCGGAUGUGUCGCACACAUCUGACUUCCUGUUGCCACCGAUUGUGAUUGUGAUGGACUCUGUUAACAUGCAAAAUGGCUUGAAUAGCCAUUCCGCUCUUGAAUUUCACUCUUCCGUCACAUACUUGCUCUACGUAUGUAAUACUCACCUCAUGAAAGUGACCAAAUUUCUAAAAGAGGGAAAGACUGUCCUUCAAACAGAGAAGGAAACUUGAGUGUGUGUAACAGGACUCGAAAAAGAGGACAAUAAGAGGGUGAAGCAACAAAAAAUGAAAUAAGUGACUUGUUUAUGUAUGACUGGUGAAAGGGUGCCACAAUCCUUGUUCUUUGUGAUGUUUUUGUAUGUGCAUGUGUAGGUCUGUAUUGACUCCCAAACUAUAGAAUUCGUCCACUUUAGUUUCAUGUUUCCUUUUGUAUGUCUGUGUUUCAAGGUAGACAUUUCUGAUGCACAGGCCGAUAUACUAUACAGCUGAUAUACUAACAACAUGUUAGUGUUGACUUAGUGAUUCUAGAUCAGUUUCUUUUAAGAGCAGCUCUUAAUUGGUGACCUGAGUGAGCUGGUAAGUAGCAUUCAUUUUGUUUUGCUUUUUCAUGGUAAAAGAAUUGAUUGAUUACACAAAUAUACACAAAAAACUCAUGAUUUGGAUCACAAACGCAGUCAUAAAUUCAGGUCAAUCUUGUGAAGACAGGCCCAGGUUACAUUUGACCCCAAAAUAAAAAUUAAAAAAAAAUUAAAAAAGUCAAACAUAUUAAAAUGAUGCCUGUUUUUAGGACCAUCGUUGUGACAUUAUUUCCAUGACAUUUACGCACAUUUUCCUCCUAAAUUCUCUUUACCGUAAUACGUUUUUUAUUAUUAUUAUUAUUAUUAUUCUCAAUGGUGAUCAUAAUUAAGUAUUUUUACUGCAUUACAGUAAAAAAACACUGCAAUAUAUCAUUGAAAUAUUUUUUUUUUAUUGUAUUAUUAAAUGUUCACGUAACGGUAAUGACAAUUUCGGUGGGACUGGAUAUACCUAAUUAUAUGUAUCUUUUUAUUUUUUUAUUUUUUUUUCAUUUUGGGAUGAAAUAUGACCUGGAAAUGUUCUUGACAGGUUUCAUGAGAUUUAUGAUCUGACAAUUUGAAGUGGCAUUGACCUACAGUUUUAAUAUGCCAUUUUAAGCACAUUGUUACCAACUAAUGUAUCAGUUUAUCAAAAAUCAUGCUUAAGUUUAUAUCCAUGUGUUCUGAACUGGACAUUCUUGCAGUACAAAUGGGAGCGGUCAGUUUUAGUCAUGAAGGAAACAUUAUUUUGUGGGUUUGUGAGUGGACACGCUGUAAGAAUGGGCCACGUGUGUGUGCGAAACAUGAAGACUACAUACACACAAUGCCAACUGACUUGAGUGUGUCAUGUCUGUUAAAUGGCUUUGGCGAAUCAGCUCACGCGUCUCCUCAGCCUUUCCGACCAGUAUUGAUGUAUAGUUUGUACACUCCAGGAUGAGGUUUUCAUAAUUUAUUUAAUCACUUUUACCACUUUUUCAUAUUUUUAGUCAAAGGGGCAAACUGAGGUGCUUCAGGAUAAUUCUUUUGAUAAUUUGACAUCAUGUACAAAAUGACAUUAGUGUUGAUAAGACAGCUUACAUCUUAGUCCUAUGCUUUUGUAUUCAUUCAUUUGCACUGUCUUUGUUUUUGCUUUAUUUUGCACCUGAUGCAGUCAAGUUUUGAGAGCCAGAAGCUUCUCUCUUGGUUGGAAUAAUGCCUUUUAGGAAUCUAAAAUCACUUUCAUAUUAUAAUUUAUUUCAUAAAAAUUUUAAUCUGUGUCCACUGGAUCAUAACAUUGACUACAAACAACUAAACACUAUCGUUCAAACGUUAGGGGGUCAAUACGAUUUUCAAAGAAUAUAAAAUUUUUAUUCAGCAAGGAUGCAUCAAAUUGAUCAGAAGUAAUAAGGACUUGUACAUUGUUACAAAAAAAUUAUAUUUCGAAUAAAUGCUGCUCUUUUGAACUUUCUAUUCAUCAAAGAAUCCCGAAAGAGUAUCACGGUUUCCACACUUUUUUUUUUUUUUUUAUAUUGAAAAGUAGAAGUUUUAGUUGAGCAUCAAAUCUGCAUAUUAGAAAGAUUUCUAAAGGAUCAUGUGACACUGAAGACUGGAAUAAUGGCUGCUGAAAAUUUUGCUUUGCCAUCACAGGAAUAAAUUACAUUUUAAAAUAUAUUAAAAUAGAAA
Molecule: messenger RNA, 5013 nt
Organism: Megalobrama amblycephala (Wuchang bream)
Lineage: Eukaryota; Metazoa; Chordata; Actinopteri; Cypriniformes; Xenocyprididae
Gene: tprn
Product: taperin
Exons: 4
Coding region: 278-2632 (784 amino acids)
Molecular function (GO): phosphatase binding
Source: RefSeq, a predicted model, not a curated record